This is a messenger RNA of Eupeodes corollae, 2105 nucleotides long. RefSeq names its product GATA zinc finger domain-containing protein 14-like. Bases 254 to 1198 code for a protein of 314 amino acids. NCBI's taxonomy places the organism in Eukaryota, Metazoa, Arthropoda, Insecta, Diptera, Syrphidae. The record is from RefSeq and is a predicted model, not a curated record. The transcript is spliced from 2 exons.
UUUUGAUAACCAUGAGAAAGUGAGAGUCGUCAGAAGUAUCAGCAGCAGUCGCAGAAGCAGCAUCAGUCCGCAAGUUCAAACAUUUGUUUUAUCUUCUUCUUAUUAUUAUUAUUUUUGGGCUUUUAAAUAAUUUUGGAGGGGAUGGAGAUAUAAGUCUUCAGGCUUUAAUUUUAUACAGAUCAUUUCAUUAGUAAAGUUUUUGUUGUCUGAACCGGAGCUCAUCUCCAAAAAUAAAUCCAAAAAAAUCACAAAUAUGUGGACUUUUAAGAUACUUUUGGUGAUGAUGUCCAUAUCAAUACUUGCAAUUCAAGCCGAAAUAAGUGGAUUACAAAAUAAUAUCAACAAUGGAUAUUCAUACGAUCGACCAGAAGCAGUUCCUGCUGAGUUAGCUUAUUAUCAAAAAAUUCCUGCCGGCGGCGGCACUUUUGCUGCCAACAAUUUAAGGCACAUCGAUCAACAUCAACAGCAACAUUUCCAUGGAGGAAAUGCUCAAAGUUUUGGACAAAAUCAUCAUUCACAUUAUAAUCAGCAUAGCAUCCAUGAUUUAGUGUCUCAGAGUAUAUCUGAAAAUCAUGGAGAGUCUUUCAAUUCUCAUCAACAUCAUAAUCAUCAAUUCAACGAACCUUCAACUGUGAACCAAUACAUUCCCCCCGAACCAGUGCCUAAUCUGCCGUUUAUUCAAGAAAACAGUGGUUUUAGGCCUAUAAAUUCACCUCAUCAAUAUGAAGAUCUGCCCUUUAUUCGCGAAAACACUGGUCUGAGGCUUGUCAAUUCGCCUCCUCAUCCGUUUUCCAACCAUCAUCAACACCAGCAGGAACAUCAGCACACUUUCGGAGCGAAUCAACAAAAUUUCCAAGCUGUCUUGAGAAACCAUCAAAAUGAAAUUCCUCAAAAUACCAUAAAUUUCCUUCAACGUCACCAAAAUCAAAACUCUCCUUCGCCAAGUGAAAAAUUACAACCCCCACCUUCCUUCAACGCUCAAUCGGCAUCCUCAGUUAAUCCUUCGGCCACCCAUCCACAACAACCGAAUAAUAGAUUUAUGGCUUCAAUUAUAGGCUCUGUCAAUGUUCCUUUACCCUUUCCACUCGGAACUGUCCCCAUAAAAUUCGAACCUUUGCCCUUGAAAACCCAUCUCCGACAGGAGAGACUUCUGCCCAUAACCUCAUAUGAAGCCAAAGAGUUUUAUACAAAAAAGUGAGAAACAAAAACUGAAGUAAUUUUAGAAAAUUGUGUGUGUGAUAGUUUAAGUGAAUAAAACAAAAUCAUUGACUGAUGCGUGAUUCGAUUCUAAGUCAAAAAGCAAAAACAAAAUAAGAUUUAACUACCUCAUGAACCAGUUGAUUUGAAUUAUUCAAAAGAAUGAACUCUUUUCCUUAAGUGAACUGAAUUGUAUGCAAAGUUUCUGUAGGUUUGUGUUUUUUUGUUUGAAUAAAAUGUCAGCUCUUGUUUUAAAGAAGGACUAAAAGUGCGAAUUAAAGAACUUUUUUCAACUCCAUACAAAUUUCAAAAAACUUUAAAUCUUUGAUCUAUAUAAAUCAUAAUAUGCAAACUAUCUUAAUAAAUAAAAAGAAAAUAUAAAUCCAUUAAAAUCAAUAUUUAAUAAUAUAUAAUUUAAAAAAGAAAUAUUAAUGACUAAUCUUUCAUCAUUUAAUUAUUAUUCAAAUUAGCUGACUGGCAUAUUAUUCGUAUCUAUGCUAAGCUUGUUAUUAUUUAUUUGUUGCAAUAAAAGAAAGAAAAAAAAAACGUGUAAAACUAUUCUGAAUUUGUUUUUUUUUUGUUUUGUUAAAUAAAUUUAUAAGCUUGGGAAAUUAAUUUCACAACAAACACUUUUUGACAUAAUGCAAAUAUAUUGUGAUGUUGUAGCUAAUGAUGUUGUGUGCAGGGCUGUAGCUAAGCACAGGAUUGAUGUAGACCAAGAAGUGAAAGGGCCCGUCAAGACCAUUACAUCGUUAUGUGGAUUUAUGAAUGUGGAAUUAUGAGUUAUUAGGUGUAAUGAGUAAAAAUUACAAUUUCUUUAAAGAGAAUUAAGAAUUUGAAAAUAGUCCUUAAAAUUGGAGAAAAUAUUCCUGUACACUUGAACUUGAAGAAAAAGAACUUUUAUCUGA